CACAACAUGGAAAGCUCUAGAUUAGUUUCGAUAUUCUUCUUCGUUUACACGAUAGUCCUAUCGAUUGGUUCGAUCAUCUGCAAAGACAGCAACAAUCUCGUAACGAACCAAGCCGCUCUGUUCGUGUUCGGAGAUUCUCUGUUUGAUGCUGGAAAUAAUAAUUAUAUCGACACUUUCUCAAGGUUCCGGUCUAAUUUCUGGCCAUACGGCCAAACAACGUUCAAAUCUCCCACCGGAAGAAUCUCCGACGGACGUUUGAUUCCUGAUUUUCUUGCGGAGUACGCUUGGUUACCGUUGAUCCCGCCAAAUCUACAACCAAGUAACGGUAAUAACCAAUUUACCUAUGGGGUAAAUUUUGCUUCAGGUGGUGCCGGAGCUUUGGCCGGAACCUUUCCCGGAAUGGUGAUAAAUUUGGAGACACAGUUAAAUAACUUUAAGAAUGUUGAGAAGAGGUUGAGAUCAGAGUUAGGAGAUUCAGAGGCUAAGAGGAUUUUUUCAAGAGCUGUUUAUCUAUUUCAUAUUGGAGCCAACGACUAUAUUUAUCCCUCCUUAAUUGCUAAUUCUUCAACUUUCCAAUCCAAUUCGAAAGAGAAGUACUUCGAUUUUGUUAUCGGUAACACAACUGAUGCAAUCAAGGAAGUGUAUAAAAUUGGAGGAAGAAAGUUUGGAUUCUUAAAUUUGGGAGCGUACGAUUGUGCACCAGCUUCAUUGAUUAUAGACAGAACAAAGAUAGGUUCUUGUUUCAAGCCACUCACCGAGUUGAUCGAUCUGCAUAACAAGAAGUUUUCAAAUGUUUUAAGGCAGUUGGAACGUGAACUAUCCGGAUUCAAAUACGCCCUUCACGAUUAUCACGCUUCUCUAUCCGAAAGAAUUAACAAUCCUUCAAAAUACGGGUUUAAGGAAGGGAAAAAGGCAUGUUGUGGGACUGGGCCAUUGAGGGGAAUCAAUACAUGUGGAGGUCGAGUUUUGGGACUAGCACAAGGCUACGAGUUAUGUGAAAAUGUUACGGAUUACUUGUUUUUCGAUUCUUUCCACUUGACAGAGAAGGCUCAUCUACAGAUCGCAGAGCUUAUUUGGAGCGGACCGUUGAAUGUUACCGGACCUUAUAAUCUCAAAAUCCUGUUUGAAUUGAAGUAGUUUUUUGUCGAUAUAUACAUAUUUAUUGGUUUGGAAAUAAAAGACGGACGAGGUUUCUAUU
Messenger RNA from Capsella rubella, 1198 nucleotides. RefSeq names its product GDSL esterase/lipase 1. The record is from RefSeq and is a predicted model, not a curated record. Lineage: Eukaryota; Viridiplantae; Streptophyta; Magnoliopsida; Brassicales; Brassicaceae. Gene Ontology annotation, molecular function: lipase activity. The transcript has 5 exons. Gene Ontology annotation, biological process: lipid metabolic process. The coding region runs from base 7 to 1137 and encodes 376 amino acids.